Messenger RNA from Xenopus laevis (African clawed frog), 5539 nucleotides. RefSeq names its product eukaryotic translation initiation factor 3 subunit A L homeolog (gene eif3a.L). Gene Ontology annotation, cellular component: eukaryotic translation initiation factor 3 complex, eIF3m; eukaryotic 48S preinitiation complex; cytoplasm. The transcript has 23 exons. Gene Ontology annotation, molecular function: RNA binding; mRNA binding; translation initiation factor activity. NCBI's taxonomy places the organism in Eukaryota, Metazoa, Chordata, Amphibia, Anura, Pipidae. Gene Ontology annotation, biological process: formation of cytoplasmic translation initiation complex; translation reinitiation; cytoplasmic translational initiation. The record is from RefSeq and is a predicted model, not a curated record. Bases 129 to 4301 code for a protein of 1390 amino acids.
GAGAGUAACGUCGGUCGUACGCGCACCGGAAGUGGCCGUGCGCCGGGUCUCCCUCCCCCUCAGUCUCUUUCUCUGGCGUGGCGGACAUGCUGCAGCUCCUCUAACCGGGCCCGCCAUUACCUGCCGCAAUGCCGGUCUACUUCCAGCGCCCCGAGAACGCCCUCAAGCGGGCUAACGAGUUCCUUGAGGUUGGUAAGAAGCAACCAGCCCUCGACGUUUUAUACGACGUGAUAAAGAGCAAAAAGCACCGAACAUGGCAGAAAAUUCACGAGCCGAUUAUGCUCAAGUACCUGGAGCUCUGCGUGGAUCUGCGCAAGAGUCACCUGGCCAAGGAAGGCUUGUACCAGUACAAGAACAUCUGCCAGCAGGUUAAUAUUAAGUCUCUGGAAGAUGUCGUCCGCGCUUACUUGAAAUUGGCCGAGGAGAGGACGGAAUCGGCCAAAGAGUCUUCGCAGCAGAUGGUGUUGGACAUUGAAGAUCUUGAUAAUAUUCAGACUCCUGAAAGUGUUCUGCUGAGCGCUGUUAGCGGUGAGGACACCCAGGACCGUACGGAUCGACUGCUUCUGACUCCUUGGGUAAAGUUCCUCUGGGAGUCAUACAGACAGUGCUUGGACCUGCUCAGAAACAACUCCAAAGUCGAGCGUCUCUAUCAUGACAUCGCUCAGCAAGCCUUCAAGUUCUGCCUGCUCUACACCCGAAAAGCCGAGUUCCGGAAGCUGUGCGACAACCUCAGGAUGCAUUUGAGUCAGAUCCAGCGGCACCAUAAUCAGAGCACUGCCAUUAACCUGAACAAUCCCGAGAGCCAGUCCAUGCACUUAGAAACUAGGCUGGUUCAACUGGACAGUGCCAUUAGCAUGGAGCUCUGGCAGGAAGCCUUCAAAGCUGUUGAGGAUAUACACGGCCUUUUUGCCUUAUCUAAGAAGCCGCCGAAACCCCAGCUGAUGGCAAAUUAUUACAAUAAAGUCUCAACUGUAUUCUGGAAGUCCGGAAACGCACUGUUCCAUGCCUCCACCUUGCACCGCCUGUAUCACCUCUCUCGGGAAAUGAGAAAGAAUCUGACCCAAGAGGAAAUGCAGAGGAUGUCUACGAGGGUCCUGCUCGCUACACUCUCCAUCCCCAUAACUCCUGAGCGCACAGACAUCGCCCGUCUCCUGGAUAUGGAUGGAAUAAUUGUGGAAAAACAGCGACGCUUGGCCACUUUGCUAGGACUGCAAUCACCUCCCAAUCGUGCCGGACUCAUUAAAGAUAUGGUGCGGUUUAAUGUCAUGCAAUACAUUCUACCCGAGGUGAAGGAGUUGUACAACUGGCUGGAAGUGGAUUUCCACCCGCUCAAACUCUGCGACCGUGUCACCAAGGUGUUGGAUUGGAUAAAAGAACAAGCCGAGAAAGAGCCUGAGCUGCAGCAGUACGUUCCUCAGCUACAAAGCAACACCGUUCUGCGCCUUCUGCAGCAGGUGGCACAGAUCUAUCAGACCAUUGAGUUCUCCCGACUCGCCUCGCUGCUGCCCUUCGUUGAUGCCUUUUUGCUGGAGCGUGCCAUCGUCGAUGCUGCGAGGCACUGCAAUUUGCAAGUGCGUAUAGAUCACACGUCUCGUACUCUAAGCUUCGGGUCGGAUUUGAAUUAUUCCACACGGGAAGAUGCACCCGUCGGGCCUUUCCUGCAAAACAUGCCCUCUGAGCAUAUCCGGAACCAGCUCACUGCAAUGUCUUCUGUCCUUUCCAAGGCUGUAGCCACUAUUAAACCAGCUCAUGUGUUGCAAGAGAAGGAGGAACAGCACCAGAUUGCUAUCGUUUCCUACCAGAAGAACUCCCGAAAGGAACACCAGCGUAUUCUUGCCCGUCGCCAGACUAUAGAAGAACGCAAGGAACGCCUAGAGAACCUCAACAUCCAGCGAGAAAAAGAAGAGCAUGAGCAGAGAGAAGCAGAGCUCCAAAAAGUGCGGAAAGCAGAGGAGGAAAGGCUGCGCCAGGAGGCUAAAGAGAGGGAGAAGGAGCGCAUUUUACAGGAGCAUGAGCAAAUCAAGAAGAAAACCGUGCGGGAGCGACUGGAGCAGAUCAAGAAGACUGAGUUUGGUGCCAAAGCUUUUAAAGACAUUGACAUAGAAAAUCUUGAGGAACUGGAUCCAGACUUCAUUAUGGCUAAACAGGUGGAGCAGUUGGAGAAGGAAAAGAGAGAGCUCCAAGAUCGUCUGAAGAAUCAGGAGAAGAAGAUUGACUACUUUGAAAGAGCAAAACGCUUGGAAGAAAUCCCCCCACUAAAGAAAGCCUAUGAUGAGCAGAGAAUCAGCGACAUGGAGCUGUGGGAGCAGCAGGAGGAGGAAAGGAUCAGCACCUUACUGCUGGAGCGAGAGAAGGCUGUGGAACACAAGAACAGGAUGUCGAGGAUGCUGGAGGACAAAGAAUCUUUUGUUUCUGAGCUGAAAGCCUCCCGUCAAUCAGUGUUCGAGGCAAAACUGAAGCAGUUCCAAGAAAGGUUAGCCGAGGAAAAGCAUGCACGCCUGGAGGAAAGAAAGAGACAGCGCAAGGAAGAAAGGAGAAUUGCUUAUUACAGAGACAAGGAAGAGGAGGAACAGAGACUCAAAGAGGAGCAACUUAAGCAGGAACAAGAAGAACGAGAGAAAAUUGAGAACGAGAAGCGUGAAGCUGAACAGCGAGAAUAUCAAGAGCGAAUUAAGAAGCUGGAAGAACAGGAACGCAAGAAGCGCCAGCGAGAGCUCGAAAUUGAAGAGCGGGAAAGGAAGCGAGAGGAGGAAAGGCGGGGUGGGGAUGAUACGCUCAGGAAGGAUACUUCUCGCUGGGGAGAGCGAGAGGAAAGUGGAUGGAGAAGAGGUGAGGAACCAGAUGAACGCAAGCAAGCUCCUCCUGAAAGUAUUUGGCGUAGAGCUGGGCAGGAUUCAAAGCCAGUAAGAGAUGAAGACCAUGAAGCAGAUGAGGAUGCCAGUUUGAGAAAGGAUGAAGAACAGGUGUCUCGGCCUGAUGGUGAAGAAGAAAAGGGAGGUUCUUGGCGAGGUACAGAUGAUCGUGGUCCAAAACGGGGUCUUGAAGAAGAUCGAGGCCCUAGGAGAGGAUUUGAAGAUGACAGAGGGCCACGCCGUGGCUUGGAUGAUGACCGAGGCCCAAGGAGAGGCUUGGAUGAUGACAGAGUCCCAAGGAGAGGCUUGGAUGAUGACAGAGGCCCAAGGAGAGGCAUAGAUGAUGACAGAGCUCCUAGACGUGGCUUUGAUGAAGACAGAGGCCCAAGGCGGGGCAUUGAUGAUGACAGUGGUCCUAGACGAGGCUUUGAUGAUGAUAGAGGACCACGUCGUGGCUUUGAUGAUGACCGUGGGCCAAGGAGAGGUUUUGAUGAUGACCGUGGGCCAAGGAGGGGCUUUGAUGAUGACCGUGGGCCAAGGAGGGGCUUUGAUGAUGACCGUGGUCCAAGGAGGGGCUUUGAGGAUGACCGUGUUCCAAGGAGGGGCUUUGAGGAUGACCGUGGUCCAAGGAGGGGCUUCGAAGAGGACCGUGGUCCAAGGAGGGGCUUUGAUGAGGACCGUGGUCCUCGACGGGGUUUUGAAGAUGAUAGAGCUCCCCGUCGUGGCUUUGAUGAGGACCGAACACCUAGUCGUGGUUUUGAUGAUGAUCGUGGAUCUUGGCGGGGUGCAGCGGACGAAGACAGAGGCCCCAGGCGGGGUGCAGCGGACGAAGACAGAGGCCCCAGGCGUGGAGCAGACGAAGACAGAGGCCCCAGGCGUGGAGCAGACGAAGACAGAGGCCCCAGGCGUGGAGCAGACGAAGACAGAGGCCCCAGGCGUGGAGCAGACGAAGACAGAGGCCAGACACCCUGGAAACCCAUUGUAGCAAGUCGCCCAGGGGGCUGGCGAGAGCGAGAGAAAGCCCGGGAAGACAGUUGGGGCCCACCCCAUGAAUCUAAGCCAGCUGAAGAGCGCAGUUGGGCUAAGAGAGGAGAAGAAAGCGAAAAGGAUUCUGAGCGAGACAAGCACCCAGUCAGAGAGGAAUCUGUAUGGCGACGGGGAGGAGACGAUAAUGUAACGCCCAGAAAGGUCUCGCCGGGUGAUAAGAGCACAGACGACAAAACAGAACCCAGGGACAGGAGACGUGUGCCUCCUAAAACAGACGAAGCGAGCCCAUGGCGACGAGACGAAGAAAAAGAGAGCCGGCAAGAAGAGCGCGGGACCCCCCGGGGAGCUCCUGCAGUCGACAGGGAAAAGCCCUCUUGGAACACCGAAAAAGAGGAAAAAGACGCCCCUCGACGCACUAAACUUGAAACCGACGAAGAUGGGUGGACAACAGUGCGGCGUUAGGUAGCUGUAAUCUGAUUGGUCAGGCUUGGCAUUAUGUGGAGGAAGCAGCAGUCGGCGUCUCUGAGAUCUGCCCUUUAUUCCCAUUUUUCACCCACCCAAGGAGUCCUGGAGGGUUCUUGGUAACUUCUCUUAUACAACAUAAAAUAUUCCUACUCAAUGUGCUCUUUGUACCUGGAGAACCCGUGUGAAACCCCUUGCAUAUGAAUGAACUGGUCCUUUAAAACCACGUUGUAAGUUUUUUUUUUUUUUUUUUUUUUUUUCCCCCCGCUGUGGUUCCCCUACUCAUGAAGCGGUGGUACGUUCUGUUCAGUAAUUGUUAGCACUGCACUUAAAAAAUAUGUACAUUCUGUCCUUUUAAAUCAUGACCUGGAAUUGGUUAAAUACUCCUAUUGGUUAAUGCGCUUAAUGAUGGAGCUUCCCAGUCACUGAAACCAAAAUCAGUUUUCUGUAGUGUCAGUCGCUGCUACACAGAAGAAUGUUGGGGCCCCUAUGGAUCUGUUAGAGGACCCCAGGCUUCCAGCUGGGACAGCCCUGCGUUUUAUUAUAAGCUCCCAGUGAAUCAAUGGAUUGUGACUGCCUUAGCCAAUGAAACAUCAGAGCAUCAUUACCAAGGUAGCCAUUUCAUCCAAUCAAAAUGAAGGUUCUUAUUUUUCAGGCCCAUGUAGUUGUCAUUAUACCUCUAGUAAAUGUAAAGCAGUGAGUUGCCCCUAACAUGUCCGCUAACCAUGACUUGAUCCUGGACCUAUCACUGCUCAUAAUGUAAAGCCUGUUUUUCUCCAUUUUUCUUUUUUUGAAUGAGUUUCUAAUAAAGAGAAGUGACCCUUUAAAGAUAAACUGUGCUUAACCUCAUGCAUGACCAAUGUGCAGCCUGCAGCUGCAGAACUACAACUCCCAUCAUCCCACCGACAUUUGAGGAUUGGGUAGUGGGAGUCACAUGUUCAGCCUUAGCUGUAGGGGCUGCGAUUGGCUUCAUAUUCCAUCUUUGUGCUCGUAGAAGAGGGUGACGUUUUGCUACGACUGCUUUUUUUUUUUUCGUUUCUACUGAAAUGUCCUAUUUAAAUAAAGCAAGUAUUGUAGUAGGAGGAAUUUUUACCCUUUCUAUCUCCUUUCUCUUCUCCUAAAAAGCUGCGCGACUCUGUUGGGUUUCAGGAACAUCCGGUUGUGCUGUAUGGCAAUGUAUUUAGGCAAAACAGGACUUGCUGCUGGUUAUUGUAUGGAAAAUAAAGUACUUAUACAAA